This is a messenger RNA of Calliphora vicina (urban bluebottle blowfly), 5785 nucleotides long. RefSeq names its product Lost PHDs of trr (gene Lpt). The record is from RefSeq and is a predicted model, not a curated record. Gene Ontology annotation, cellular component: MLL3/4 complex. Gene Ontology annotation, molecular function: histone binding; histone H3K4 methyltransferase activity; transcription coactivator activity. The transcript has 11 exons. NCBI's taxonomy places the organism in Eukaryota, Metazoa, Arthropoda, Insecta, Diptera, Calliphoridae. Gene Ontology annotation, biological process: positive regulation of transcription by RNA polymerase II. Bases 348 to 5639 code for a protein of 1763 amino acids.
AAGUAUAAAGUUGCAAGAUUGUACAGAUAUGGCAGCACUUUAUUAUCUCAAGUUUUAUUAUAGUAAUAAAAACAAUUUUGGAAGUGCUUCUCGCAAUAAACAAUAAACCAACUGGAAAUAUACGCAUUAAAUUUAUAAAAUUUCUAGUGAAAUAAUAUUGUUUUUUAAUGUUUUAUUAAGAAUAAAAAGUUUGAUAACUGUAAAUUUAAGUAACUAACAGAAACGAAGCGCGUUAUUCAUUAUAUUUGUUAAGUUUUUUUUGUGGCGUAAAUACAUUUGUGAAUAUUUUCCUUUUUACGUGGUUCGAUUGAAAAUGUUUUAAAUUAUAUAUAAGCAUUAAAUGUGAUAUGGAUCUGGAGAUUGGAUUAGAUUUGGAUAUUGACGAGUAUGAAUUGACCAAUUUUAGUAACCAGCAGUCUUCGGCACCUACAUCUGAGUUGGGAGAUGCUGGGUCACCUUCAUCAUCUCUAUUAAAUGAAGAUCUAAUACAAACAAAUAAUAUUAAUAUCAUACUCAAACAGUGCAAUACAACUACUAGUACGAGUAGUAGCUGUACCAACAUUACCAACACCUUCUUUGCCAACAGUUCAUUUACAUCACUACUUGGAAAUGAUCCUAUUCUACCCAUAGCAGACGAUAAACCUUUAAGUAACUCGAAACGUGGUCCUGGACGUCCGCGCAAGGAAAAUCCUCUACUAUCAUUUCGAGCACCAACUAAACAACAGUUACAACAAACAAAAAAGAAAUUUAAUAAAGAUCCCUUUAACCAAGCAUCAUAUCUGAAUUCAUUUGUGAUUGAGAGCCCAAACAUGGGGUUUGCUGAUGAAUCAACCACAUCUACUAACAAAAUAUCAUCGGUUUCCACAGCCCACAAUGAUGAAUUGCCGUAUUUUGCCGAAAAAUACCCAGGAAAAGUAUGCUGUUUGUGUAAUUUAUGCGAACGCAGUUCCUUGGGACAAGGUGAUAUGCUGAAGAUAACUGUUAAUGGCGAAACUUUAAAAACCGCCUUUGCUACAACAUCGGAAGUUCUAAAAGUCUCUCAAGACGAAAACUUAGAGAACUGUGCAGAUAAUAGCGGUCGCAAAAAGGCUCUAGUUGCCAUCAAGACGAAAGUUACGGUUAAUAAUGAAUGUGUAAAUGAAUUGGACAGUGUAGGUCAAGAUGAAGUACACUCACUGGAUAAUAUAAUUUUCGAAGGUUGCUUCGUUUACAUUCAUAGUAUGUGUGCUAUGUGGUCUCUACAAAUGAAACGCAUUGAAGAAGACUUUGUGCCGAAUUUUGAGGAAAUGGUGGCUAAAAGUAUAACUCUUAAAUGUUCGUUCUGCUGCCGCUAUGGUGCCAGUGUUAAUUGUCGCAUGAGUUGUCAAAAUAACUAUCAUUUGCCGUGUGCUGCUGCGGCUGGAUGUUUUCUUAUAAUUGAAUCAUUCCAAGCAUUUUGCGUCGAACAUAUUAGUCAAGUUCCAUAUAUAGCUGUGGACACUAAUAUUGAGUGUCGCCAAUGCUGCAGUUUGGGAGACAUAUCAAAACUUAUAAUGUGUUGUAGCUGUGGAGCUCAUUAUCAUACUAACUGUAUCGGAUUAACUAACUUUCCAGAUUCGCGAGCGGGCUGGAGUUGUUCCCAAUGUUGUAAAUGUUUAAUUUGUCGUCAAACCGAAAACAAUGAAAAUCGUUCCGUAAAAUGCGAGCAAUGUCAAAAAGUAUAUCAUACUACUUGUUUAAGACCCAUUAUAUCAUCUGUACCCAAAUAUGGUUGGAAAUGUAACCGGUGUCGCGUAUGUAGUGACUGCGGUGCACGCACACCUGGCGCUGGCGCUUCCUCUAGAUGGCAUUGUCACUAUACUAUUUGUGAUUCUUGCUAUCAGCAACGCAAUAAGGGAUUUUCGUGUCCCAUUUGUCACAAAGCAUACCGUGCUGCUUCUCAUAAAGAAAUGGUCAAGUGCAGCAAAUGUAACAAGUUUGUUCACAGCACUUGCGACGAUGAAGCAGAUCUUACCAUAUACCAUGUAAAAAAAGAAACAAAUCCAGAUUAUGAUUAUGUUUGUCAACCAUGUAAGUCGGGUAAGCAUUUGAUGACAUUUGCUUCCACUGAUUCCUUAACCACAUCUGCUGAUGGGUUUCCUCGAGAUUUGGAGGCGGAAUUUUACGACAAGGAUAGUGGGGCAGAUUUUACUAAUAUGGUAGACCCUUUGAAAAUCUCCAAAAAACGUAUUGGUCUGAAGGAGUUGAAUCGUGGCGGAAAAAUGGGUAAACUGUUCAUGGGCAAGGGAAUGCUAAGUCAAUUCAAUCGUAAACGUAGUGUGCGUGGCAAGGGGCGUCAGUUGUUAAUGUUAAACGCUUCAUCAACACCCUCUACGAGUAGUGAUUUGAAUAGUUCUCAGUGCUCUGAAGAUGAUAUGGCGUUGGAAAAGAAACUGGUUUUAUGUUCGGCUAAAGACAAAUUCAUUCUCAUGCAAGACAUUUGCGUAAUGUGUGGUGCCUUAGGCACAGACCAAGAAGCAUGUUUAAUUGGUUGUGUCCAGUGUGGCCAGUGUUACCAUCCACACUGUGCCAACGUAACUCUCUCGAAGACAAUGCUUCAAAAAGGCUGGCGUUGCUUAGACUGCACAGUUUGCGAGGGAUGUGGACAAAAGAAUGAUGAAGGCAGACUUAUUUUAUGCGAUGAAUGUGAUAUUUCCUAUCAUAUCUACUGCAUGAGUCCACCGCUAGAUGCUGUGCCUAAUGGCAACUGGAAAUGUAAAUGGUGUGCGAUUUGUCAAAAAUGUGGUCGCAAUUCACCAGGAAAAAAUUCAUCUUGGUUUAACGGCUUUUUAGAGUGUGGUCCCUGUGCAAGCCAAGCAGCUUGUUUCGUCUGCACCCAACCGUAUAACGAAAAUGAGCUGAUAAUACAAUGUAGUAGCUGUGAACGGUGGUUGCACUGUCUAUGUGACAAUAUAAAAAAUGAAGAUGAAGCAAAAGCUUUCAAUGAUGUCGACUAUCAUUGCAAAAUGUGUCGCAAGGAUAUAGUUAUACCGAAAGCACCGCCUGCUAAAGUGCCUCAAGGAGAGAAAAGCUCUCAAAAAGAAUCGACAAAUGUUAAGCCAUCCGCCAAUGAAACAACACAAGACAAUACUAAUGCUGCAGCCUCAAGCUCGACCGGAAAUAUAACCGUAAAUGAACCUUUCGAAUCCACCGACAACACAUUCUGGAUAGAUGGCGUUUGUGUAAGUGAACAAGGAUUUAAUAUGAUUCGUUCUCUCACUACGGAAAUAAAAAGAAAGCGCAAAUUGCGUACGGAUGCAAUACAAAAAGAUUCUGGUAUUAUGUCAUCCAUAGAUUCGGUAAUUGCAGGCAAUUCAACUCCGACUCCUGGAGAUGUUGGUAAUGAUGGUAACACCACACCCGUAGAGAAAGUACCCACUCCCACCUAUAAGGAUGGCAUGGUGUGGUUGGGAGAAGAUGGCAGCCAACCAGAAGGGUUCUCUAUAUCAACCAAUGAAGAAGGUUUGAAUAUUUUGCGUAAAAAACGUCAACGUAAUUUGCAAAAACUAGGUAUUGGCGGUUUCAAUGUACGCAUGCGUGGUAUACGCAAGGAAAAUGAAGAGCUAUACAUGGGUACUUUAGAAAAUCCAUCUCUAACUGAUGAAAAGAAAAAGAAAAUUAUUAAGAAGAAAAUGAAAUCCAAAUUGUGCGAAUCAUAUCCAUCAUAUUUACAAGAAGCCUUUUUCGGCAAACCUCUUUUGGAUAAUAAAGAAUCAUCCCAUAUCUCUUUCGAAGAAUCGGAUGAAUCUGAUACAGGGGCUGCUUGUUUUUCCACUGACAAUUACAAGCCAAACACCAAGGAACCUAAUAUCACAACUUCUACUACUGCUGCACAAAUUCCAAAUCAACAACAAACAUUAUUACAACAAGUGACGGAAAACAAACCACAUGUAAAUGUUGGCAUCCAGCAAAAACUAAUUAAUGACAUUUCAAAACCAUUAGUAGCAGUACCUCCCUCGACCUCCCUGGAAACCGAGCAAUCUGAUCUAACACAAAAUAUGCAGAGGAAUGUUUUAAUCAGUUCAGCCAAAAUUGAAGAAACUUUAAAGGCUAUAAAAACUGAAGAUAUUGCUACAAAUAUGCCAACUGAUUUUAUCACGGGUUCAACCAAUAAUAUAGCAUUAAAUUCUAUCAAAAUGGAAAUGGGCGGUCAAUAUAAUGUGAACCUGAUGCAAAACAACAACAAUAACAUGAAUAUGCAACAUAUCCAGCAAAGCAAUAGUCAGACACAACAACAGGCAUUUAUGCCAGCCAGCAUCGGCAUCAAUAGUCCUCAGCAAUUGCAACAACAACAGACCCAACAACAAAUACAACAUCAUCUACAGCAACAACAAAUGCAGCAGCAAAUGCAACAACAACAACAUAUGCAGCAGCAGCAGCAAAUACAACAACAGCGUAUGCAAUAUCAACAAACGCCUUACAAUUCAAUGAACAUUCAAAAUAAACAUCCAUCUCAAUAUUUAACACAAAAAUCCGAAGAUCCAAUGUUAAGUCAAAUAAAAGUAGAAAGAGAUGUUAUGCUAACACAAGCCACAGCAACAAGUGUAUCAAAUGACUCUCAAGAAUUGACCCCGCAACAAGAGGAACCUGUCAAAGAGACAGCUGUAGCUGGAACACAAAAAACUGCAGAAAAAAUGAGAAAAGACGAAGAUUUGGGUGAGAUGGCAACUAUAUCUGCCGUUUUGUAUGCCAACACUCAACAUCCAGAGCUGAAACAUUUAUAUCCCAAUUGGAAUGAACGUUGCAAACAAAUCCUCAAAAAGUGGCGUUCGUUGUCAACGGAAAUGAAAGCUCCGUUUUUGCAACAUGCAAAAGAUAAUCGUUCAGUUUUGAGAUUGAGAAGAUCCCAACAGGAACCUGAAAAAAUGUAUUUCCAACAAAAGUCUCUGAAAGAACAAGAACAGGAACGAGUAUGGAAACAACAUCAGGCUAAAAACAAGGAAACCUAUAGUAAUAAAUUUAAUAAAAAUGCCUUUAUGGGUGACUAUUCGCGUUCAGAGCCGACUACGCCUGUUAAUACUAAUUCAAACAAUAAACAGACACAGCCCCUGUUCGAUAUGAAUCUUUUUAGUGACAAUAAUUCACAAAAUAAAUUGCAAUCGAAUCUGUUGAGCUCGAGUAAUGAUAAUAAUAUGAGUUCAAUAAUUCCAAAUCAACUAACAUGUGACACCAACAAAUCAUUAUCUCAACUCGAGCAACAACAAGCAUCUUUCAUGUCCACACUAAACCAAACAAUGCAGCAACACCAACAACAACCCUCAAUUGAUGCCGUAUCUAAAGUUUUUGAUCCCAGCAAAGCAGAUGCUGCUCUACAACUUUCUGAACGUAAUGAUAUAUUCUUAUCAGAUAAAAAUUGGCCAGGAGUUUCUAAACUUACAGAUUCUAAGGAUCCCAUGACUAGUGGAGUAGAAAAAUUAGAAGCCGAUGAAAACGCCGGUUUGGGUGAUAUACUUGGUGGUUUUGCAGAUGGUGACGAUGACGACAUACUUAAAUCAUUAACUGCUGAGAUUGGGGAUGAUUUCAAUAUACUGGAGUACGCUGAUCCAGAGUUGGAUGAGUUCAACGGUAGUCAAAAUCUUUUAAAUAAAUUAGAUUUUGAUGAAAAUCAAAAAACUAUUUAACAUCAGAAAAGUUCAUUAUUUACAUGAUGAACUCUUCGUCCUUAAAAGGUACGCACGACAUACAUAAAUAUAUAUUCAUAAGUUUAAAAUAAAAAAGCAUGAUAUAUGUUUGUAUAUAAAAAUAAAACGUUGCUAUUGUCUUGAAA